UCAGCAUAUUGUACAUCUUACAUUUUAUUUCCAGUACUAUAUUGCAUUGAAUUCAGAGGUGACAAAGAGUCGCAAUAAGAAUUAGGCCGCUUGAUUUUUUAUUUAUAAUAUUUUCUAUAUCAUUCCUGUUUCUUGGUGUCCCUGUGACUCCACCCAUACAUUCCUGAGAGUCUGAGCUGUGAGCAGGAGGAAAGACAAGAAAAGAAACGGCGAGCGAGGUUGCUGGAACCUGCCUGUGGACCCUGAACCAAAGAAGAGAUGAUAAACAACAACAACAAUAACAACAACUCUCAGCCCGAAUCUGACUGCUGCAGCUCUCUGACACAUUUAUCGGCCUUUGUCUAAACCAGCUGAACGUGUUUCUGUCUUUUAUUUUCUGGACUCACACAAGUUGUUGGGAACUUUUUUCUGGAGCUGGAGCUGGAGUUGGUUCCCAGUCCGACUGCACUGCAGGACAACCCGCUGCUUCUUGUGUCGCUGCUGGGGGACAAACAACAAGCACGGAGAGAGUCAUGGAAAUCCUGGACAGCACUGAAUCGUUUCUACACUGGGACAGGAGCCUCAGCGAGCUGUCUGAGGACGGGGACAUCGACUGUGUGCUGCACACCAAUCACUUCUCUGAGCUCCUCGACGACCUCUCCCAUGAUGCUUUGCUGGGCCAGCUGCUCAGCGACCCCUUCCUCUCUGGGGUGAGAGGUGGGGUAGAGGUUAUGGAGUGGGGGGACGGAGGAGACCUGUCCCCAUCUUCCCCUCUCCCCCCUCACAUCACAGCCGAGCACAGCUACUCGCUCUGCGGUGACAGCCGACCACAGUCGCCCCUGUCGCACCUGACCGGAGAGCAAGGCAGUGAAGCAGAGUCUGAUGGCGAAUCAGCCGAGUGGCCCAUGGAGCAAGAGCAGACCAUCAGCGGCCUGCUGUCUGAGACUCCUUCCCUCCUCCCCACCCUCUCCAUGACUCUGGCCUCCUCUGAGGGGCCCCAAGCACCUGUAGCCUCUGCUGUAGCCCCCACCACUGCUGCCACCACCCCAGCUCAGACCACAGUCAAAGGCAUCAAGAUAAAGGAGGAGAAUAUCAUCCCUCAGAUUAAACUAGAGCCUCACGAAGUGGACCAGUUCCUCAAUCUGUCACCCAAAGGUCUGGAUUCCCUGCAGAUGCCUCCAACUCCUCCCAGCUCCCACAGCAGCGACUCAGAGGGCAGCCAGAGCCCCGUCCACGCCCCUCCCGGCCUCUCCUCCCCCAUCAACCCCACUCCGUCCCAGGCGAGCCUCAAGGUGUCGCCUCGUGCUGCUUCGUCUCUGUCCAACUCCCCACUGCUCACCGCUCCUCAUAAACUGCAGGGCUCAGGACCACUGAUCCUGACGGAGGAGGAGCGUCGUACGUUGGUGGCUGAAGGUUACCCAGUUCCCACCAAACUGCCGCUCACCAAAGCCGAAGAAAAGGCGCUGAAGAAGAUCCGCAGGAAAAUCAAAAACAAGAUCUCAGCUCAGGAGAGUCGUCGGAAGAAGAAGGAGUACAUGGACACUUUGGAGAAGAAGGUGGAGACCUGCUCCAAUGAAAACAAUGAACUACGCAGGAAAGUUGAGACUCUGGAGUGUACAAACAAGUCUCUGCUGCAGCAGCUGCAGGCUCUGCAGGCGGUGGUGGCAGGAAAAGUUCCUAAGUCCUGCAGGGUUGCUGGCACCCAGACGUCAUCAUGCUUAAUGGUGGUUGUGUUGUGUUUCGCUCUGUUUCUGGGGAGUUUUUACCCCAGCAGUCUGACUCCCUGUUCCGCCGUCAGUGACACAGGCCUUGUUUCUAAACGGCUGCCUGUCAAAGAGUCGUACACAACCACAGUGAAGUCGAGGAGUCUGUUGUCAACUGUCGAAGAUGAGCAGCCUCUUCUCCUCGGUCUGGGCGGAGAAUACCCCGAUCAACGGGAGGACACGCCAACUGUCGUCAUGGCAGCGUGGCGUCGCUCAGAGCAACAGAAACUGGUUGUGGAGCCCAGCACGGUGGAAACACACCCUCCUUUCAGGAGUAAAAACAACGACACACAACCACAGAAAAAACUUCUGCUGGACCUGCACAGGUCUCUGGAGCAGAGGGCAAAUGAGAGCGGAAGAAAAGUGAUAGAGCUGGACCGAACGGUCAACGAGACCUCCUGAGGUCGACAGCAACACCUCCCUCGCUUACAACCCCCAUCAUGACCUUUGACCUUCUCCCUCUACUGCAUGCUUCAGUGUCCUGGAGCAAACCUCAUGCGGUGGUUCCCACUGCUGAUUGGUUUAUAGUGUUUCUGCCAUUUCUGCUCAAUCAGAUGCACUGUAAUAGUAAUAAUUAAUAAUAAAGGGGCACUGGUUGCCUUAAUUUCUGAAUAAAGGUUGCACUGAAUAGUUUAUACAAAUCAAAUGAUCUGUUGUUUUAAUUGUCACCUUUGAAAAAUCACAAACAUUUAAAUUCAGACAGAUCAAGUGAAUAAUGUAGUGGGGCAGUGGAACGGAUAUUAAAAUAUGACGUGAGGCUUCUUACAGGACACUGACGUCAGCUUUUGUAUUUAUAGAGACCUUAUUUGUUUUUCUUCGUAGUUUUGUUUCUUUUAAUAUUAAAUGUUUUAUUUUAUUCCAGUGUUGCGUACAUCCCAUUUUGAUACUUGUUUGUGCUCAUAUUGUAUUUUGUGUUUUUUUUUUCGCUGUAUAUUGUACUCUUUUAUAUAUUGCUCAUAUUUUUUUCAUCUGACUCAAAAUUUUAUGCUUAUUUGGAAAAUCUGAGAAGUUUCUAAAUGACUUGAAUGAAUGAAUGAAUGUCUAAAAGUUCAUAAAUUGGCUGCAAAAUAAGACAUUUAGUUUUGAUGCAGAUAGUGCAGGACAACUGACUUCAUGUAGCUAUAUAUGAACACACCUAUAAUGUCUACGGGUGGGAUGAUGCACCUGCAACAGACAAAUCUCCCAGUUAUUCUCAGAAAUAAAUUAAUAUACAGUUGCAGUUAAUGUUUGCUAGCUAUGCUUCAGACGUUUGGACUUAGUGGUGCAUAAUAAUCACUAUGUUCCAGUCAGGAGUCAAUGUUUGAGACUUUUUUUUCCUGCAAAAUGACUAAAGUUUUGUUCAUAAAAUGCUUUUUUUCAGCAAGUAGCAAACUACAAACCAAAGCAACAAUGAUGCAUUACAUGAUGUUGCCUUGCCUUUAAGUAAAAGUUUGACAUUUUGGGAAAUACUCUUGUUUUCUUUCUUGCCCAGAGUAGGACGAGAAGAUUGAUACUGCCCUCAUGUCUGCAUGAUAAAUAUGAAACUACAGCCAAAAGAUGGUUAGCUUAGCCUAGCAUACAACUUGAAAAUGGAGAGAAACAGCUGGCCUGGUUCUGUCUAACUAUGCGUGGCUACUAGCAGCUCUACAACUCACUACUGAGAUAUAAUGUGUUAGUAAGCUUUAGAGGUGUAGGCAAAUGUUUUUAUAUUUGGGCAGAGCCAGGCUGCUUUGUUUCUCCUGUUUCCAGUUGUUAUGCUAAGCUAAGCUAACUAUCUUAGCUUUAUAGCCCAUUUACUGUACUAACAUGAGGGUAGUAUCAGUCUUAUCCUAUUCUGGGCAAGAAAGCAUAUAAGAAUAUUUUCCAACUGUCCAACAUAUGUUAAAAUGAACCACAUAUUUCACUGUAGUUAUUUUUGGUCUUUAAUUUCCACUUGCACACUGUCCCCUGCAAGAGUCUUUAUUUGCUGUUCUUUAAGCAUUUGCCAAAAAUAUUUCUACUCAGAAAUGAAAAAGUAUCUAUUUUUGUAAAUAUGAGUUAAUAAUGAAAGGAAGUCUAAGUGUGCUUGGGAUGUGUAGUUUACAAACCAAUCCAUAAUUCAUUCUGAGUCUAUUUUAGAUGUGCUGUUGUUAAUAAAUUAUGAACAUAUGAUGCCUUAACUUAAGGUGUCGUCCAGACUUUCUAGUGGGUUUCAUUUGUUCAUUACAGAAGAUGUCUUUAAAAAUCUUAUCUGUACAUAAAUGGGUUUUAAAAUUUGGGAACUUUAUUGAAACAUGUUCUUUCAUAUGUUUACAGACCAAAUGUAAAGCCACUCUCAAAAUUAAAGUGAAUUAAGCUCUGAAUUGUGGCAGAUUGUGUUACAGUUGAGGGUGAGCUUUGUAGGCUAGUGGCUAUAUUAUUAUUGUAUCUUUGCGUUGAGAAGCCAAGACUCCAAUACAUUCCCCAGUGCUGAGACUACAAAGGAGGCAUCACAGUCUGGUUAUCUCAGACUGUGGAGAGUGUUGUUCCAAAUCAGACUUAAUUUCUAUGUUACUUCCGUGUAAAACCAGCCUGGCAUAGGUUUUCUGUCUUUUUGCUUUGAAAUAAAGUAUUU
Molecule: messenger RNA, 4314 nt
Organism: Monopterus albus (swamp eel)
Lineage: Eukaryota; Metazoa; Chordata; Actinopteri; Synbranchiformes; Synbranchidae
Gene: creb3l2
Product: cAMP responsive element binding protein 3-like 2
Exons: 12
Coding region: 513-2144 (543 amino acids)
Biological process (GO): regulation of transcription by RNA polymerase II
Molecular function (GO): DNA-binding transcription factor activity, RNA polymerase II-specific; cAMP response element binding
Source: RefSeq, a predicted model, not a curated record